Messenger RNA from Lates calcarifer (barramundi perch), 1285 nucleotides. Its product is annotated as lipopolysaccharide-induced tumor necrosis factor-alpha factor homolog. NCBI's taxonomy places the organism in Eukaryota, Metazoa, Chordata, Actinopteri, Centropomidae. Bases 185 to 622 code for a protein of 145 amino acids. The transcript is spliced from 5 exons. The record is from RefSeq and is a predicted model, not a curated record. Gene Ontology annotation, molecular function: zinc ion binding.
AUCGAGCAAGAAGAAAUACAGAUAGUCCGUCCUGUGUUAGUUUUACAAUCACUGUCGAAAUCGUGGUCUAAUUACUCCCUGCACCUGUCCUCACUGUCUUUAUUCCUUCUUCCUGUUUCCAGUCAGGGCCAGGCAGCCCCAGGAGAGAUCUUUUUGUUGAGGGAAAGUCACAGGAUUUCUGAAGAUGGAAAAAGGAUACCCACCACAAGAAUCAGCUCCACCAUACCCUGGACCACCUAUUAACUAUGGGGGCGUACCACCUCAGCCAGGAAUGUACCCUCAGCCAGGAUUCAUACCUGCAGCACCUCCACCUGCUGGAUACCAUGGAGGUGCUCCUUUUACUCCAGCUGGGCCUGCACCUGUCACAACAGUGGCUCACGUGGUGGUAACACCUGCACUACAGGACAUCCCAGGACAGGCCUUGUGUCCCCACUGCAAUCAAAAUGUGAUCACCAAGACAGAGCACACACCAGGCCUAUUGACCUGGGCUAUCUGUGGUGGCCUCACCAUCUUUGGGUGUUUUCUUUGCUGCUGUAUCCCAUUCUGCAUCGAUUCCUGUAAAGAUGUGGAGCAUCGCUGUCCAUCCUGCAACAGAAUCAUCCAUAUAUACAAGCGAAUGUGAAACUAUCCUGACUGUGAGUGGGAGAGAAGGACUCAGUAUUUACAUACACAGUAGCUUAUUCAUAGUCUUGCUUGUUCGACAACACCAUUCUGAUACUGAUAGAAAUAAUACAAAAUGCAUUUACUGCAAUCCUAUAAUUAUAACUUCCCUUCUUAAUAUGAAUUGUAAUGAUAGUGUAUUCAUACUGCAUGUGAUGAGGCAUUAUAUUGUGGGGAAUCAAUUUUAGCAAAUAGUGGAAUAUUUCUAAUCUAAUAGGAAGGGAUAUAAACCAAAUAUACUAUUAAAAAUAAACAACCAAAAUAGAUACAUAUAAAAUAAAGACAUCCUUUUUUUUCAGCUGCCUGCCAUCAGUUGCUCCUGGUUGUCUAAAGGUGCUGGGUGUCUUACAUUUUCUCUGUUCUGUCACUAUGCCUAUUGCCUUGUAUCACUGGGAUUUACUGUUUCUAAGUUUUUAUUGUUGCACUCGUUGUAUUCUCAUGUUAGCCUUUCUGGAAGGCAUCAAUUCAAUCUGCAUUUAUCUCCUGAUUAAUUUCCAUAAGUGAAAGGGACACAUUUGUUUGUUCAUUUACCUUUAAACUUUCAUUCUCAAACACACUUUAUGUAUAUUGUAUAUUUUCUGUCAUAUCAGUUUUAUAGAAUUAAAGAUAUAUAAUGGGGAGAAUA